This is a messenger RNA of Haemonchus placei, 423 nucleotides long. Lineage: Eukaryota; Metazoa; Nematoda; Chromadorea; Rhabditida; Trichostrongylidae. The record is from the annotation of a GenBank genome assembly.
AUGUGUCCACGAUCGUAUGAAGAAGGUCAUAACAAGAUAUGGCAUACUGUGAAGAAUGUACGCAACAUUUAUGCCCACGUCGAUCCCCGUACGACGGCGGCAGCAUGGAUGGGAGUCGUUGAGGUCCUUGCAGGACUUGCUCGUGGAUUCAAAGCAACUAUAUUCGAUGCAUAUGAGACGAUCGACACAGAGAAGCCUCAGAGAUACCCUGCUAUGAGUCUCGGAAGCAAUCCAAGUCGUAGUGAUGAAAGAUUUCAUCCACGACUAUGUGCACGAUUUCUGAAUCAAGUUCGGAAAGUGGCCUUUAUCUCGCUAUUGCUACCAAGUCUUUCCAACCAAGACUCACAAAUGAGAUGCUACGACAUCAAGGAGACCUCAGUUGUUAGGCUAGAGGCCCAGCUAUCAAAGGAGAGGGUAGUAUGA